Molecule: messenger RNA, 2727 nt
Organism: Daldinia caldariorum
Lineage: Eukaryota; Fungi; Ascomycota; Sordariomycetes; Xylariales; Hypoxylaceae
Product: WD40 repeat-like protein
Exons: 1
Coding region: 209-2377 (722 amino acids)
Molecular function (GO): protein binding
Source: RefSeq, a predicted model, not a curated record
GUGCAAAUAACAUUGCUAGAGCGCCCAAGCGCCUAAGCGUCUAGCGUCUAGUGGUCCCUCUAAUAAUACGUUAUCAUCUUUUCGUCUUUCCUAUGUUCCCGUAUAAACAUUUCCUUAACAACUUUUAGAGAAUUCCGAACGAGACCGUAGAAUAUCCCUUGGCUCGGUAAGAAUUGAUCAUUGUAGUGAUCAAUAGCAUUAUUCAGCCAUGGACGACUUUGACCGAGAUUCUAAUGCCAGCUCUGAUAACGAACAUGACGACGAUAUUAUGAUCCACGAUGCCGAUGGCGAUCCGGAUGCAGAUGCGGAUGCGGAUGCGGACGUGGACGUGGAUGGCGAGGAUGAGAACGAAAAUGACAAUCAAGACCACGAAGAGGAUGAUGAAGAAGACGACGACGAUCCUGAUCAACCUGAACCCGAACACGAACAUGAACAUGACGAUGAUGAAGAUGCUCACGAUCAUCGACGGCCAAAUGGCUUGAGCAACCCUUCUGUAACCCGGACCUCGGCUACCCCAGGUCCUCUCGCAACCCCGAAAUGGAAACCCAAGGUUCGCCCGGAAAUGCUCACCGCGGCUACGUACGAUAUCGUCCCAACCAUGGCAGCUCCUAUGGCCACGAGUAUCAAUGCCAUGGCUAUAACUCCUGAUCUUCGCUACUGGAUGACGGGCGGAAGUGAUGGAUACAUUAGAAAAUACGACGGGCCCGCCACGAUCAACGGUAAGACUCUUUUGACCGUAGCGCAGCGCCAUCCGUUCGUCGACUCGGUAACCAAAGCUGGUGUGUUAAUGUCGUAUUGGGAAAAUGCCGAACCCCAGCCCCCUUCUGUUCGACAGGAAGACUUGGUUCUCAGCCCCGUUUACAGUCUGGCUGUUCACUCGCAGGCCCUAUGGCUCCUGUCCGGCCUCGAGAGCGGCGGUAUCAAUCUUCAGAGCGUGCGCCAUGAUGAGGGAAAGCGGAUUACGUGUCUGAAGAAGCAUACCAACGCCGUCAGCGUCUUGACCCUUUCUCCUGAUGAGAAGAGCGUCCUGAGUGGAAGCUGGGACAAGAAUAUAUUUGACUGGGACUUAAACACGGGGCAAGUAGCGCGGCAGUUUGACGGGAGUGGGGGACAAAUUUCUGCCAUCGAGAUCAGGCCCAUGGGAGGGCAACCUAUACCCCCGGAAGCUAGCGAAGAGGAGAUUAUAAGCGAUACGUUCUUUAGCAAUAACGCGCAUCCUGGUGCUGACGGCGACUUGAAAUUUGAGAUGGAUGGCGGGUUUGGUAUGGAUAUCGACAGUGGCGUAAAUGGUAUGGGGGUUAAUGGGGUUUCCGACCAGACGGCUAAUGGGAGAGAUGUCAUACCCGACAGUCGGGGGAGUCCUGGACAUGAUAGCCUAUUUGGUGGUAGCCCUACCGGCGGCUCGGAUCUCUUCAGUGACAACGACGGGAUGGGCGCUUUCGGCGGGGAUGAGGAUAAUGAGUUUUCCCGAGCCAUGAUGCAGGAUUCGGCCCAAGAUGCCGAGGUCGCAAUGGGCGACUAUAACAUGUCCGGCACAGCCUUUGAAUCAGGGUCGGGCCAAGUUCCGGCUACUCAGCCUCUGCCUGACUCGACCUCCUCAGACAAUGCUCUCUUUGGCGAUAGCGCGCUUGGUUCUUUCGGGACCGAUGCAAACCACGACCCUUCGUCUCUACCCUCCAUACCGGAAUUUUCGCAGCCGAUUAACACUAACGGCAACACAUUUCAGUCCUUGCCAGGAGAUGCACCUUUGCCGUCUGCUCAGGGAAACCAAGGAGUACCACCCCAAUCACCUUCUACCGUCUUUGCCGCACCGCCGCCGACGCAUUACGAUAUGACACAGACUUCGGAUAGCACCUUUCUUUCCGCAUCUAUCGAUGGGACCUUGCGCGUUUGGGAUCGUCGGAUGCAGAAUCCCGUGGCGCGUAUUGGAAAUCGGCCUGGGGUUCCUCCUUGGUGUAUGGGCGCGUGUUGGAGUCCGGAUGGCAAUUGGAUAUACGCAGGCCGUAGAAAUGGAACGGUGGAGGAAUUUAGCAUACAGAAAGCGAAAGGCGGUCGCGUAGGUUGGCAACCGGAACGAGUCUUCAAGUUUCCUGGUGGAAGUGGUCCAGUCAGCUGCGUUCGAUCAAUGGUAAACGGACGGCAUCUAGUUUGCGCCUCUCACGACAUCCUUCGGCUUUAUGAUCUCCGAUCUGAAAACUCAUCUAAGCACUCGCCGCCGCCCUUUCUAAUUAUUCCCGGCCCACCUCGCGCUGGUGUCAUAUCCAGCCUAUACAUCGAUCCGUCCAGCCGCUUCAUGAUAUCAGCCGCGGGAAAUCGAGGCUGGGAAGGGACAACUACCGAAGUUCUUAUUGGAUACGAGAUAAACGUCCCGACGUGAUAACAGGUCUCAUAUAUGUCUGCGAUGCGCACAGCUUGGUCGUAUCCGGGGGUUUUUUUCUUUGUUUGGUGGCUCGUUUGGAAAAGGUGAUACCCAGCAUUUGAUUUGGAAAUGGAGAAACGGAGUAACGGCACCUGUCACGAGAGUAAUAGAACUCUAUAUAUUGAGGGCCAUUGUUAGGCUACAGGAAUAGUGGUCGGCUCAAUGUCAUUACGCGGCAACUAGACUUUAGAGAAAUGCUAGAAUAGCAGAUAAACUUCAACAUGCUUCUAUCAUUGUCAUUCUCUCCAGAGCCAGUUCGAUAUGAUGGUAUCAAGACAUUACAAUCAAAGCACGAUCAUCGUCACGUU